AUGGCUGCUGAAGUAGAGAAGCUCAACUUGGACAAUAUCAUUGCUAGGCUACUCGAAGUCCGAGGAUCAAAACCGGGCAAGAAUGUGCAGUUGACUGAAAAUGAGAUCAAAGGUUUGUGCGUCAAAUCAAGAGAAAUAUUUCUCAGUCAACCAAUUCUUCUCGAACUUGAAGCACCAUUGAAGAUUUGCGGUGAUGUGCAUGGACAGUAUUACGAUCUGUUGCGACUCUUCGAAUAUGGAGGAUUCCCACCUGAAUCGAAUUAUCUCUUCUUGGGAGAUUACGUUGAUCGAGGUAAAAGGCGUUAUAACAUCAAAUUGUGGAAGACGUUUACUGACUGUUUCAAUUGCCUUCCGGUGGCUGCAAUAAUCGACGAAAAGAUUUUCUGUUGUCAUGGCGGUCUGUCUCCGGAUCUGCAAUCGAUGGAGCAAAUACGACGUAUAAUGCGGCCAACGGAUGUUCCAGAUCAAGGAUUGCUGUGUGAUUUGUUGUGGUCUGAUCCGGAUAAAGAUGUCACUGGAUGGGGUGAGAAUGACCGAGGAGUAUCUUUCACGUUUGGACCUGAGGUCGUAGCGAAGUUCUUACACAAACACGAUCUCGAUCUCAUAUGUCGCGCUCAUCAGGUAGUAGAGGACGGGUAUGAAUUCUUUGCGAAGCGACAGUUAGUCACGUUGUUUUCUGCACCAAAUUAUUGUGGUGAGUUUGAUAACGCCGGUUCAAUGAUGACUGUCGAUGAGACACUUAUGUGCUCCUUCCAGAUAUUGAAACCAGCCGAUAAGAAGAAAUUCCCGUACAGCGCAGCUGGAUCAGGUCGUCCAGUGACUCCACCAAGGAAUACACCAGCACCGAAUGCGAAGAAAGGAAAGAAAUAA
Anisakis simplex (herring worm) is the source of this 870-nucleotide messenger RNA. Lineage: Eukaryota; Metazoa; Nematoda; Chromadorea; Rhabditida; Anisakidae. The record is from the annotation of a GenBank genome assembly.